Drosophila mauritiana is the source of this 3337-nucleotide messenger RNA. RefSeq names its product probable ATP-dependent RNA helicase DHX35. Lineage: Eukaryota; Metazoa; Arthropoda; Insecta; Diptera; Drosophilidae. Gene Ontology annotation, cellular component: intracellular anatomical structure; catalytic step 2 spliceosome. The coding region runs from base 71 to 2107 and encodes 678 amino acids. The transcript has 5 exons. Gene Ontology annotation, molecular function: RNA binding. The record is from RefSeq and is a predicted model, not a curated record.
CCACUGCAGUGAGUCCAUCAGCUGUUUACUUAAUUUCAAAACUAAAUCUAAACAAAGUAAAUAAUCGAAAAUGACCACUUUUAAGCCAAAGUUCUUAAAACCCGAGACGGACGAUGCAAUCACAGAUAGUGCUGGUGGUGAACAGCAGUCCUCUGCCUUUGUAUUCAAUGUCAAUCACAAUAUGGGACUCAUGGAGCAGAGGGAGCGCUUGCCCAUACGCCAGUACCGGGAUCAAAUACUAUACUGCUUGGAAAAGCAUCAGGUGGUCAUCCUAGUGGGUGAAACAGGCAGUGGCAAGAGCACCCAGGUGCCACAGUACUUGUAUGAAUGGGGUUGGCACACCAAGGGACUCAUAGGCAUCACCGAACCACGACGCGUUUCCACCGUUACGCUGGCUAAUCGCGUGGCACAGGAACGCGGUGAACUGGUAGGUGACACGGUGGGCUUUGUAGUCCGCUUCAUGGAAAGCAUGAGCGCGGUGACCAAAAUCAAGUUCAUGACCGAGGGCAUCUUGCUGAGGGAAGUGCUAGCCGAUCCGCUGCUCACCCAAUAUGGUGUUAUCAUCGUGGACGAGGCGCACGAGCGGAAUAUGCUCACCGACAUGGUUUUGGGACUGCUCAAGAAGAUCCUUCGCAAACGCAGCUCGCUCAAGCUCAUCAUUUCAUCGGCCACCAUAGAUGCAAGCUUCUUCAGCGAGUUCUUCAGCUGGCCAGGAUCGGGCGAAGUGAGCGUUAAGCUAAGCAUUGAAGGUCGCAUGCAUCCUGUGAGUAAUUUUUAUCUGAACGAACCCUGCGCCGAUUAUGUGAAGGAAACUGUGGAGACCGUCUGGAAACUCCAUCAAAAAGAGCCGCCUGGCGACAUUUUAGCCUUCCUAACUGGCCAGGAGGAAGUCCUGGAGGCGCUGGAUCUCCUGCGCGAAUACAUCGCCAGUUCGGAGCAGGAGAAUCUCAAGGUGCUGCCCAUGUAUGGUAGUAUGUCGAGCACCGAUCAGUUGGCGGUAUUCUUUACCCCACCAAAAGGAUCACGCAAAGUGGUGCUGGCCACGAACAUAGCAGAGACCUCCAUCACCAUUCCGGGCAUCGUUUAUGUGAUAGACUGCGGCUACGUAAAGGUGAAGUGGUACAAUCCCAAAACCUGCAGCGACAGUUUGGUGAUAGUGCCCGUCAGCAAGGCGUCGGCCAUCCAGAGAGCAGGACGAGCGGGUCGCAUGCGUCCCGGCAAGGUAUAUCGUUUGUACACUAAAUCAGACUAUGAUGCACUAGCUCCUCGACAGCCACCCGAAAUGCGACGCAGCGAAUUGAGCGGCACUAUCUUGCAGCUAAAAGCGCUGGGCAUCGGAAACAUACUGCGCUUUGAUUUCCCAUCGCCACCACCGGCGCAGAAUCUACUUUCCGCAUUGGAGGGUCUAUUUGCCUUGGACGCCAUCGAUGAGAAGGGCAAUCUGACGAAGCCCGUGGGUUACCUGCUGGCCGAACUCCCCUUCACCGCUAUGCUCUCCAAAAUGCUCUAUGUUUCCGGUCAGAUGGGCUGCUCCGAGGAGAUCAUAACCAUCAUUGCGUUGCUGCAGGUGCAGUCUAUAUUUUCGCGCCCAGCUUCAGCGGUUGCCCAACAAAGUGGACGCAUGGCACAUCGGCACUUCGAAGUUGCGGAAGGGGACUUCAUUACGAUGUUGAACGUUUACACUGGCUUCGUGGAGGAGGGCAUGACCAAGGAGUUCUGUGGCCAAUACUUUCUCAUCUACAGGAAUCUUAAGAGGGCCCACCAGCUGAGGGAGCAGCUCAUCACAUUGGCCAGAAAGAAGUACGGCAUUCCAAUCUUCUCGUGCAAGGGCGAUGUGGAAACGUUGUGCAAGUGCAUCACCGCCGGCUUCUUCACACAGGUGGCCUAUCUGCAUCACUCCGGAGUCUAUCGACAAAUCAGCAGCGGCACUGAACUGGCCAUUCAUCCGAACUCCACUCUCUACACACUUCCUCAAGCGCAGUACGUGGUCUAUGGGGAACUGCUCCAAACGACGAAAUUGUUCAUGAACUACGUGACCGUUAUCAAGAGAGAGUGGCUGACGGAGCUGGCGCCGCAUUACUACCAACAGACCACAGUGCGGGAUUAGCAAGAACUAAAGCCUUAAGGAUAGAUGGGAAACGAACAAGAACUUAAGUUUAGGUAAUGGAUUCCAUGAUGACUCCCAUUGGGAGUUUAACCAGCGGCGACGCGCCCGCGUCCCUGGAACAUCAUCAUAGACUCGGGUCCACGAAUGACGCGCGACAUCAGCUCCCAGCACAUUUUGGCGGGCAAAAGACUGAGAAAACCAGGAUUAAUUACAUUGUAUAUAACUAUGCUAUUUGGACUACUUACCAUUUGAGUGGAGUGAGCAGGCGAAUAGAGUUGGGCAGCACGCACCACACCUCGUUGCAGCGCACGGCGUUCUCGAUGCGAUCCGCCACAUACUGCGGCUCCAGCAUGGGCAUCAUCCGCGGUCGAACACCCGAAAACAUGCCCGUGUUGAUAUAGUACGGGCAGAUCAAACUCAUCUGGAUUUGAUCAUAGCCAUGGGCCUUCAGAUCAGUGAGCAAACUCUCGUGGAAACCGAUGCAGGCGUACUUGGUGGCCGCGUAAUCACUGCAUCCGUAGGUGCCCAGCAUUCCAGUUACCGAGCCCACGGUCACGAUAUGACCCCGAUUAUUACGCAUCAUGUGCGGCAGGAACGCUUUCACGGUCCAGUAGUGCGAUAUGAUGUUGAUGUUGUACGUGUUCUGGAUGACGCGAUCGUGCAGCUCCCAGAAGGGCUUGCAGCACACGAUUCCGGCAUUGUUAAUCAGUAUAUCGACGGGACCAACCUCCUCGUUGACCUGGCUGGCACGCUGGUAGAUCUGCUCCCGAUCUGAGAUGUCCACAACGUAGCCCUUGCAGUUGUCAUAACCAUGUUUGGCCAACAAAUCCACAGCUGUCUUUAUGGCUGCGCGGAAAAUUAUGAUCAAAUAUGGUUUAGCUAAUCAAUUUGUAAAUGUAACAGCUUUCACUAGCCGUCGGGUUUUUUGACCCGCCUGGCAGAAGCUGUGACGGCGUCAUUAGCACCUAGGUGCGAUUUUACCUUCUUGAUUUAUAUCCCAGAUGACAAUGCGGGCCUGAAGGCGGGCAAAGUUUAGAGCAAUCAAACGUCCAACGCCGCCGCCUCCUCCUGUGAUGAGCACCACCUGGCCGGAGAUGUCCUGUUAGGGUUAUAAAGUAUAUUAUAAAUUAAUAAUUGUUAUAUAUAUAUCUACAUCUAUAAGCAAACUCAUUUAGCAUACGAAAAAGGUGCGACAGACUUGUAAUAAAAUGACUUGGGCAUUUUGCAUAA